AUGACUAUAAUAUCACUUCUCAGACACAAAAGAGCAAGCAACACAGCAACCUACAGCUGGAUGAAUCAUUUUAAGCCUGCACCUCCCAAAGCUAUUACAAGAAUUGGAACAAGGCGCCCACCCUGGAAACCUGAUUUCAUCAGAAUUCUUUAUUUGAGCUCUCAGUAUAAAAGUUGCGCAGAUAUUUUGAACAAACUACCGAGUGUAAAAGGAAAAGAUGGUGUAUAUGAGAUAUAUGUGGCCAAUCAAACAAGGAAAGUGUUCUGUGACAUGACUACGGAGGGAGGCGGUUGGACGGGCAUCCAAAAAAGAAUCGAUGGAUCUACGGAUUUCUAUAAAACCUGGGACGAAUACAAAAAAGGAUUUGGAAAUCCUGGCACUAACUAUUGGAUUGGAAACGAUGCAAUUCAUAUUUUGACGAAGGAGAACCAAAUGCUUAAGGUUGAACUUCUAAGCUUUGAUGGCGAGAAGGCCUAUGCUACUUACUCCACAUUUGAUGUUGGGGAUGAGGACAGUAAUUACAAGCUCACUAUAUUUGGUUAUACAGGAACAGCAGGAGACAGUUUGGAAUGGCACAACGGAAUGAUGUUCUCCACAAAAGACAGAGAUAAUGACGUGAAAUUCGGAGAUAACUGUGCGGUAGACUACCACGGAGCAUGGUGGUUCAGAAACUGUCACGACUCAAACCUAAACGGGCAGUACGCCGGAUCUGCUCUGUAUAAUGGCAAAUACCCGGUUUGGUAUAAUUGGAAAUCUGGUAUAGCAUUAAAAGGGACCUUGAUGAUGGUGAAACCCAAGAAUUAG
This is a messenger RNA of Ostrea edulis (European flat oyster), 804 nucleotides long. RefSeq names its product ficolin-1-like. NCBI's taxonomy places the organism in Eukaryota, Metazoa, Mollusca, Bivalvia, Ostreida, Ostreidae. The transcript is spliced from 5 exons. Bases 1 to 804 code for a protein of 267 amino acids. The record is from RefSeq and is a predicted model, not a curated record.